Protopolystoma xenopodis is the source of this 681-nucleotide messenger RNA. The record is from the annotation of a GenBank genome assembly. Lineage: Eukaryota; Metazoa; Platyhelminthes; Monogenea; Polystomatidea; Polystomatidae.
AUGCAUGAUAAUUCUCGUCAUCUAGAUGCUAUGUACUACUACAUGCGAACUCUAGCUGCUACCAAUCCCUUUCCAACUGCUUCGCAGAGCCUGUCUGCCCUUUUCGGUGAGAUGCGAGGCCGAGCAGAACGUGCGCUUUUGGCCAGUCAGCGGGACUCGGAUUCCUCAAACUCCCACGGUAGCAACAAUCGGGGUUCUGUAUUCUCCAGCUUCCUGCCAACUUGCCGCCCUGGACCGCCUGGAAUCUGUUCUCGGUACCGACGUGCAGAGGUCUGGAUCCAUCCAAUUGACGGCGCUGUCACACUUGUACAAGGCAAUCGCAGCCUCUCUUUAGCAGCUAGAGCAGCUGCUGCUGCGGCCGAUGUCCCGAAACGCCGAGGCUGUAGCGCUAGCUCUACGUCUGUUAAGACUCAUCGUUCUCAAAUGCCAGUAUCAAAUGCCUCUCCAGUUACGGGCCGAAGACGUCUAGAGAGAGGCAUUUCGGGCAAACAGGCGGCUGGACGACCUGAUGUGGGUUCACUGAAUAGUGCGGCCUCAGGACGCGCUGAACCCGGAUCGGAGGAUGGGGUUGCUGAGGAUGAUGAAGAUGAUGACGAAGAGGAAGAGGAUAAUGAGGAAUAUGAUGAAGAUGCUCAGGCAGAGGCAGAAGAAUACGCUAACAACUCAUUGAUUCAGAAAUGA